Messenger RNA from Lindgomyces ingoldianus, 592 nucleotides. RefSeq lists its product as uncharacterized. The record is from RefSeq and is a predicted model, not a curated record. Gene Ontology annotation, cellular component: mitochondrion. The transcript has 3 exons. The coding region runs from base 40 to 360 and encodes 106 amino acids. Lineage: Eukaryota; Fungi; Ascomycota; Dothideomycetes; Pleosporales; Lindgomycetaceae.
CAACUUUGGAAGGGUACUGUCCCAUUGCCCCUCCGCACAAUGGCGGUUCUCCGGUCGCGAAUCUUGGACCUCAUGAAGGUCCAGUGCCGCAUCUUCUCCAACACAUUCAACCCAGACCGACUGCGCCUGGGCACCCGAAUUCUCCAUGAACGCCUAAAGGGUGAAUCUGUCGCAUCGUAUUACCCGCCGCGGAUAGGUACAACCAAGCACCUUCGGCGGCUUUACCCGCAGUAUGAGAUUCUCGAUGAGAAGGAGGAGGAUUGGUUGGAGCAUAUGCAGAUUGCUAAGAGCAGAGGCAAAGCGCCGCCGAAGAAGAAAAGGACGGCCGCCGAAUCGAAGAAAUUCCAUAAGAAGAGGUGAUGGACGCCAGACAUUUAGGAUUACGUUGCAACGGGGCGAUGGAGCACAUAUUUUGGGCUUUCAGCGGGAGAAAGCCGUGUAACCUAUUGUACUACAGCAUCUUAUGGUUGGCGUUACAUGCUGGGAACCGUCACUGAGACUGGGGGCAGAAUCAGAUCUGCUGUUCUCUAUUUCUAUCCUGGAGACUACCUUUUUGGUAUGAAAAGUACUUGUAGACAAUGCAGUUUGGAGG